GCUCCCCGCCUCCAGCCCGGGAGCGGCUUGCCGCCGGCUCCGCGCCGCAUCGCUCGGGUGCAGCGCAGCUCAGCGCAGCGCGGCGGCCUUUCGGCAGCCGAACGGCCGCGGCAGUUCAGGACAAGAGGUGUGGGCAGGCCAGUGGGCACUGGUACCAUCAUGGCAGAGAAAGUGAACAACUUCCCACCAUUGCCCAAAUUCAUCCCGCUGAAGCCAUGUUUCUACCAAGACUUUGAGGCCGACAUUCCUCCCCAGCAUCUCAGCAUGACCAAGCGCCUCUACUACCUCUGGAUGUUGAACAGCGUCACGCUGGCCGUGAACCUGGUGGGCUGUCUCGCGUGGCUGAUCGGAGGCGGGGGAGCCACCAACUUUGGCCUCGCCUUUCUCUGGCUCAUCCUCUUCACACCCUGCUCCUACGUCUGCUGGUUUCGGCCCAUUUACAAGGCCUUCAAGACUGACAGCUCCUUCAGUUUCAUGGCAUUCUUCUUUACCUUCAUGGCUCAGUUGGUCAUCAGCAUCAUCCAGGCCGUGGGCAUCCCAGGCUGGGGCGUCUGCGGCUGGAUUGCCACCAUCUCCUUCUUCGGAACGAACAUUGGCUCGGCGGUGGUGAUGCUAAUUCCCACUGUCAUGUUCACAGUGAUGGCCGUCUUUUCCUUCAUCGCCCUCAGCAUGGUUCAUAAAUUUUACCGGGGAAGUGGGGGGAGUUUCAGCAAAGCUCAGGAGGAGUGGACAACAGGGGCAUGGAAGAAUCCACACGUGCAGCAGGCGGCCCAGAAUGCAGCCAUGGGGGCAGCCCAGGGUGCCAUGAAUCAGCCUCAGACUCAGUAUUCUGCCACCCCCAACUACACAUACUCCAAUGAGAUGUGAACCAGCCACACCUACCAGGUGGCAGGGCUGGGGCCAUUGGGACAGGGGGCUCAAGCCACAUCGUCAUUUGUGGUAACCAAGCAGGGUUCCCCCUUUCCUUUUUCUCCUUCCCUACUUUGUACAAAGGACCAGAGUUUUAUACAUAUAUAUAUAUAUAUAUAUAUGUAUGUGUGUAUAUAUAUAUAUAUAUGUAUAUGUAUAUAUGUAUAUGUCUGUCCCCCAGCCCACAACCUUUGUAUUCUGCUCUUGGCACUCAGCUGUGCUCUGCACGUGGAGCUGUCCCGUGCGGUGGUAGCUGUGUCCGUGUCCCCUCGUGAAAUAGUGUGCAGUGGAGGUCUCUUGUUGUGGUGCUAGAUGUGUGUUUAGAGCUAAACCAGCCCCCACCCCCACCCUCCACCUGCCCCUCCUGCCCCUUGCCCCUCUGACCCUGGCCCAGGGACCCCUCACGGGGCCAGGGGAUGCAUAGCAGAAAGACUGGCUCCUUCCUAGGGUUAUGAGCUGGAACUGCUUCCACUUUCAGUCUUCCUGGGAAGCAGCAGUUUUUAGCACUCUUGGUGGUGGGUGGGAGGAUGGGUACAAGCCAGGGAUAUUCCCUUGCUCUUCUCAUCCGUCCAGGCCUCCCCUCCCUCAGCCUCCUCCUCCUUCAUCUGUUCCCUAAUGUCACAUUCCCUAUGCUAUCUUCCCUUGCCCAGGAUCUGUCUGUCUCUUUCCUAGGUGGCUUUUCUUUGUCUUCCCCGAGGCUGAGUAUCCCAGUUUUAUCUGCUCCUGAGACUGAGCCCAGAUCCCCAAAUCUAACUUGAUUUACAGUUCAAGGAAGCUGAUGAGGGAGCUGGGCCUUACCCCUGAUGUAGGAGGGGCACACAGCUGGGGGUGCAGAGCCCACCUGGGUAACUGACCCCCAGGGGAUGGAAAUGCAGGGUUUCUGCUUGGGCCUGAGAGUCUGGUCUGCAGGGGCAGGCUCCUCUUUUCUCUCCCCUGCCUUCUCCUCCUUCUCUCCCCAGAGCCUCCUUGAGCCCCUCUGCAUAUGUCCCUCUGUCUCCUCCCCAUGCCCCCAGCUGCUGUAGCUUGAUUCUCCUACCCUGACCGCACCAUGUGCUAGGUGGCAUCUGCCUUACUGCCUUCCCUGAGGAGUUGGGACAUGCUGGGCAGUUGUCAGAUGUAAAGGUACAGCUGGAGCAGAGGUCAUGUCAGUAAUGAUUGGUCCCUGGGGGAGGUCUGGCUGGCUCCAGCACACUGGGGCAUCUAGGUAUCUCUCUGUGACUACUGGAUUCCUGGGAGCAGUAGCUGUUCUGUUUGGAUCUGGUAGAAGGGACGGGCUCAGAGGGCUAGGCCCGGAGGGAAGGUCAGAGGAGAAGGCAGGCAGGGUCCAGUGAGAGGGGAGCAUGCCUUCCCCCACCCUGACUUGCUCUUGGUCACAGGGCAGUUCUGGGCACUUGAACUCAGGGCCCAAGCAGAAGCACAGGCCCAGUCCUGGCUGCAAGCACAAUGGCCUGAAUGGGAUUUCAGGUUAGGCGGGGUGGGAGGGGAGGCUCUCUGGCUUUAGUUUUGUUUUGUUUUCCAAAUCAAGGUAACUUGCUCCCCUCUGCCUACAGACCUUGGUCUUGGCUUGUCCUCACCCAGUCAGAACUCCCUAGCACUUUCAGGAGAGUGGUUUUAGGCCCAUGGGGCUGCUCUAUUCCAAGCGGUAUAAGAAUAUGGCUGGUAGAGGCUCCAGCUGUGUGCAGGGCCUGAAGGGGAGUGGGUUUUCACCCAAAGAGCAUUUGCCCAUUUCCCACCUUCCCUUCUCCCAACAGAAGCCUACCUGAGCUGUUUGGACAAAAAUCCAAACCCUGCUUGGCUACUCUGGCCUGGCUUCAGCUUGGAACCUAACACCUAGGCUUCCAGGCCACCCUGAGCCAGGGGCCUCCGGAAGUUCUCUUCCUGAUGGUCCUUUAGGUUUGGGCCACAAAAUAUAAUUACCUCUCCUCUCUCCCAUUUUUUCUCUAGGGAGCAAUGGUCACAGUCCCUGGUACCUGAAAAGGGACCCUAGGUCUAAGCCCUUCCUCCUUUUCCCUUUCUCUCUCCUAUCCCAGACCUUUGGCUCCCUUUUCCUUCUCUCUCUGGUGGCUCCAGGAGGCCUGUGAUCUAGCUCCCUGCUUAGCACCCAUGACCUGUUGGAUGUUACCUCCAAUCAAUAUCCUGUCCUACCUGCCUCUUUGGCUCAGACCUAUGUGGCCACACUCUGGCUCUACCUUUGGGAAAGCCUGAUCCUGGUGUGGCCCAGCUUAUUCAGGCCCUGGGAUGCUGCAUCUCCAGGCAACUAUGCACUUUCCCAGGGAAGGAACCAGUAUGAGAAGUGGGGGCAGGGCACACAUUUAUCUUUGCAGGAAAGUCUGUCCUGGGGUCGAGUGGAGGAGGGCCCAGGUCAGUUCUGGGGUCCCAGUGACCUGCUUUGCUAUUCUCCUGGUGCCGCUGCUGCUCCCUAUUUCUGGAGCUGGAUGUUCCCCAGCUGGCAGUUGAGCUGCCUGAGCCAAUGUAUCUGUCUUUGGUAACUGAGUGAACCAUAAUAAAGGGGAACAUUUGGCCCUGUG
Molecule: messenger RNA, 3437 nt
Organism: Rhinopithecus roxellana (golden snub-nosed monkey)
Lineage: Eukaryota; Metazoa; Chordata; Mammalia; Primates; Cercopithecidae
Gene: SCAMP5
Product: secretory carrier membrane protein 5
Exons: 7
Coding region: 160-867 (235 amino acids)
Biological process (GO): protein transport
Cellular component (GO): recycling endosome membrane; trans-Golgi network membrane
Source: RefSeq, a predicted model, not a curated record